AUGUUAAGUUUUAAGCAACAACGAGAGAAGCUUUAGACUAUCAAUUAGACUGAAGGUGACUAAUAUGAGGCAUAAUUAGAAACAUCCUAAUAGCUCUAAAAGAACUCCACUAAUAAUAUAAAUUUUAUCUUGAAUGAAAAUUAAUAGACAGAUAAUUAAAUCAUUGAUAAUAAUAUAAUAAAUGAUUAGAUUUAAGCUACUAUAGAAGAUGUAGAUGGAGAGCAAGAAAAAAAACAAAUUGAAAGCGAUUUUAUUUCUUUUGAAUCUACAAAUAAAAUAGAUAAAGAACGCUAAAGUGCAUGGAAAAAAUUUAAUUUUCAUUUUAAUACUAAUUGGUUCUAACGAAUUUUUCUGAUUGAUCUUCUUUACCUUUUAUUCCAUUGUAGAAAGUAAGUAAAGGAUCAUAAAGAAAUAAAUUUAAAUGAUGUGCCUCAUUUGUUUCCUGAAGAUUAAAUAAGCAAUUAGGUUAAAAAUUUCGAUUUUUAUAUUUAAAAAGAAGAGUCAGAAUUAAAAAAAAAAGGAAAAUAAAUUGGAGCUUUUAUAUUUUUCCACAUUUUCUCCUUAAAUGCUUUUAAGAUUGUUGCAUCAGUUUGUAUUAGAAACCUUAUUAAUGAUAUUGCUGAUGAAGAACCAGUAUCUAAAUAAUAUAUGUGGGUUGCAAUUAUUGCAGUAAGCAACUUUAUUUAAGUUCUAGGCAUGCACCAUGGAACAAAAGUUAAUUAUUUAAUUUUCUGUUCUAUCAGAGUCAUGUUCAUGAAAACCCUUUACUAAAAAGUUUCAAACCUUUCUUCUUUUGCAAUCAAAGAAGCAAAUAUAGGAAAGCUAGUUAGCAUUGUAUCAAGUGAUUUAACUACUUUCGAAGUUAAAAGUUUUCAUAUUAUAUCAUUGCUGGUUCUUCCUUUCGGGUUAGUUGCUGUUGCUGUUGUACUUUAUUUUAGAUUUGGAGGUUUUGGUGUUUUGGGACUUAUUUUAAUGAUGUUCUUUAUACCUAUUUAAAUAUAUAUUGCAGAUAAGAGUUCAUAGUCUUUUGCUUAGAAAACUAAUUUAGUAGAUAAAAGAAUUAACUUAACUAAUGAAGUCAUUGAGGGUAUUCGUUUAAUAAAAAUGUAUGCUUGGGAAGGUGCAUUCAUGAAAGCAAUCAUGGAAGUGAGGAGAUUGGAACUUAAAAAGGUUUUUAAGAUCUUACUAUUUUUCAUAUUUGAGCAUUCAUUAUCUGCCUCAUCAGGUAUUUUAGCUACAUAUUUUAUUUUUGCUUUAACAUAAAAUUACGGUGACUCAGAUCAGCUUAAUAUUGCAAAUAUGUAUUCUACACUUGAUUUAUUAUAGUACACCAAAUAUGCUAUGAUAUCUUUUGCAGGAUUUGGACUAAGUGGAGCUCUAGAACUGAGAGUGGUAUUUAAUAGAUUGGCCAGCGUUUUUCAUAUUAAAGAUAAUCAUAUGACUUGUGUAGAUGGAAAAAACGAAUUUUUGAAUACUACCCUUUAAAAUGGAGAAAUUAAAAUGAAGAAUUUCUGUGCUUACUGGAAAGGAGAAGAGCCUGUUUUAAAAGAUAUAGACUUACACUUAUAAAAAGGAGAGUUUGUUUCAAUUGUUGGUAAAAUAGGUUCUGGUAAAUCUACUUUACUAAAUUGUAUUUUGAAAGAAGUACCAAAAUUUAGAGGAAGUUUUUCUUUUAGUGGUAAGCUUGCUUAUGUAGAAUAAGAACCUUAUAUAUUUAGUAGCUCUGUUAGAGAUAAUAUCCUUUUUGGUAAAAAGUAUAAAGAAUCCUUUUACAAUUAAGUUGUUGAAGCUUGUAACUUAGUUGAUGAUUUCAAGCUCUUAGCAAAUGGUGAUUUAACUGAAAUAGGAGAAAGAGGUUUAAAUAUUAGUGGUGGAUAAAAAGCCCGUAUUUCUUUAGCUAGAGCUUUGUAUUCUCAAGCUGAUAUUUAUUUAUUAGAUGACCCACUAUCUGCUGUAGACGCAAAGGUUGCUAAGUCUUUAUUCUAUGGAGCCAUAAAAAAGUUUUUAAAGAAUUAAACAGUCAUUUUAGUGACGCAUUAAAUUCACUUCACUAGAGAUUCAGACAGAAUUAUUAUCAUGAAUGAAGGAUAAAUUACUGAUUAGGGCACAUUCAAUGAGCUUGAAGAUAAAUUAAAAGACUUAGCAAAUUACAUUUAAUUAAAUGAGUCUCAAAGUAAAAGUGUAAGCAAUGUAGAUGGAAUUUAACAAAAGCAAUAAAACUAACCAAAAAAGAGUAAUUUAGAUAACGAGAACCUUUAAAUCUAAGAAUCUUAAUAAAAAUAAAAUGAUUUUUUAGUAAACCAAAAAACACCAUUAAAUUAAUAAGAAUAAAUAGAAGAUGUUGACGAAAUUAACUAAGAAGUGAUAUAAGAAGAGGAAUAGAAGAAAAAAUAAAUUUAAGAACUUUAUACGAAGGAAUCAGACGAGAAUAUUACUGUGUCUUAUAGAACUUAUUGGAAAUAUAUGAAAUCGUCUAAAUACCUGAUUUUAGUUCCUUUGUUGAUUGCAUUAUUUUUUACUAGUGAAGUUUUAACGACUGUUUUUACAAAUGCUAUAGGAUAUUAUAAUUCCUCGGAUUACACAAAUUAAAGUGUAAUAGAUGCAUUAGGUUAUAUCACACUUGGCUACUUCCUAAACUUACUCGUUAAAUACUUUAUUCACAUUAAAUUUCUUAAUUCUAGCAGCACAAGUUUACAUAACAAAAUGAUAGAAUCUUUAGUUAGAUCAAAAGUUGUAUAUUUCGAUCAGACUUAAAGUGGUAGAAUUAUCAACAGGUUUUCUACAGAUUUAGUUAUUGUUGAUCAAACUUUACCUAUAACUUCUAUUGAUACUAUAGAAGUUUUAUGCAGUCACAUUGUUCUUCUUGUUAUGCUUGUAAUUAUAAAUCCUUAUUUUAUCAUAGUUGCCUUCUUUAUGAUCUUGGUUUUAUACAAUUUUAUGAUUAUUUCUAAAACUUCCUUAAUUGAGUCAAAAUAAACUGAUUUGAGAAACCGUUCUCCUAUCUUUAACUUUUUUACCGCAACAGUUUAAGGAAUUUUACCUCUAAGAGUUUAUCAAUAAACAAAUUUAUUUUAGUAAAAAUUUGAUGAACUCUCUGAUGCUUCUCUAAGAUCUUCUGUCUGUUAUUGGUAUAUAAUUAGAGCAUUUGGUGCUUAUGUUCAUGCUUUCUCCUGUAUUGCAGGUAUUAUUGGUAUCUUUAUGCUUAUUGCUGUUGGUAAAAGUGGUUCAUAAGUAGGAUAAUCUAUAGUUUACUUUUUAACUAUGAGUGAUCUUAUUUAAUGGGGUUUAAGGUAAAUGAUCUAAACUGAUGUCACAAUGUCUAGUGCUUAAAGAAUACUUAACAUGUGUGAAAUUGAUCCAGAACCAGCCCUUGAAACUAGCUAUGACUAGCAAUAUAUUAAAAAAAAUCUCUAAGCUAAGAAAACAGAUCUUGGAGUUGUUUUAUAAGAACAAAAAUUCCCAUCAGAUGGAAAAGUAGAAUUCAUCAAUGUUAGAAUGAGAUAUAGAGAAGGGUUAGAUCCUGUUCUUAAUUAAUUAUCAUUUACAAUAAAUCCAGGAUAGAGAGUUGGAUGUGUGGGUAGAACAGGAGCAGGAAAGUCUUCUAUCAUAGCAGCUUUAUUUAGAAUGACUGAAAUUGACGAGCCAAUAGAUGAAACUGAAGAAAUAGCUAUUAAAAUUGAUGGUCAUAAGACUAAAUAGCUAGGUUUGCAUACUUUAAGAGGAGGUAUUAGUAUGAUUCCUCAAAUUCCAUUUAUUUUUAGUGGAACAAUUUUGAGAAACUUAGAUCCUCUAGGAGAAUACAGUGAAGAAUAAAUAAAAGAAGUGAUUGAAGAAAUUGGAUUAUCUGACAAAAUUUAAUCUUUGCCGAAAGGAUUGCAUACAGAUAUGUCAAAUGCAAGUGAAGUAUUUAGUGUCGGUUAAAAGUAGUUAAUAUGUUUGGGUAGAGCAAUAUUAAAAAGGAGUAAACUUCUGAUUUUAGAUGAAGCUACAGCAAAUGUAGACAUGGUGACUGAUGAUUUGAUUCAAAAAAAGAUAAAAGAAAGAUUUUAAAAUUCAACUGUAAUAACUGUGGCUCAUAGACUUAAUACUAUUGCUGAUUAUGAUAUGGUAGUAGUAAUGGAUAAAGGCAAAGUUAUUGAAUCUGGCGAUCCUUACAUACUUCUUUAAAAAGAUUCUAGCUUCUUUAAAACAAUGGUAAAUCACACAGGAAAGAAAAAUGCUCAAACGAUUUUGGAUAUAGCUAAAUAAGCUCAUUUACAAAGAUAAUUAUAAAAUUGA
Molecule: messenger RNA, 4278 nt
Organism: Tetrahymena thermophila SB210
Lineage: Eukaryota; Ciliophora; Oligohymenophorea; Hymenostomatida; Tetrahymenidae
Product: ABC transporter C family protein
Exons: 8
Biological process (GO): transmembrane transport
Cellular component (GO): membrane
Molecular function (GO): ATP hydrolysis activity; ATP binding; ABC-type transporter activity
Source: RefSeq, a predicted model, not a curated record